UGCCAAGGUCAAUAGAGCAUCCUAAAUGGGAUUGGAGGACAGAACCGGAGAACCAUGAUUUUGAUGAACUAAAUCAUAUUCUUCAAGAGAGCAAAAAACUUGGAAAAGCCCUUGAGAAUCUGUCUCGCAGCAUUGCUAUUUCUGAUGAACUUGAUAAGGACACAACAGGUUUUAACACCCCCCUUCUCAGACCUCGUGUGAUUGGAGAAUGGGUUGGCCGUGAAGAGAAUGAUGCAGACCCACUGGCUGCUGAGAUGCUGCAGCCACCAAUACCAAGAAAUAAAAAUGAGCAGUGGGAUAGCGAGGAUAGCAGCAGUCCUGGAGGAAGCUUAAAAAUGGAGCCAAAGACCAAAGGACUAAAACAACAGCAGCAGCAGCAUAAGAAAUUGCUGGCCGCCAUGCUUUCUCAGGACUCCUUUGAUUCUGCUCAAAGUACAGCUCCAUCUGUAACCGAAGAAGAUAUCGACAAUGAAGAUGAUGCAAUGGAACUGCUGG
This is a messenger RNA of Phaethon lepturus (White-tailed tropicbird), 495 nucleotides long. RefSeq names its product chromosome unknown open reading frame, human C8orf34. The annotation marks the transcript as partial. Lineage: Eukaryota; Metazoa; Chordata; Aves; Phaethontiformes; Phaethontidae. The record is from RefSeq and is a predicted model, not a curated record. The transcript has 4 exons.